Molecule: messenger RNA, 10150 nt
Organism: Malaclemys terrapin pileata
Lineage: Eukaryota; Metazoa; Chordata; Testudines; Emydidae
Gene: RBM27
Product: RNA binding motif protein 27
Exons: 23
Coding region: 111-3149 (1012 amino acids)
Biological process (GO): mRNA processing
Cellular component (GO): nucleus
Molecular function (GO): RNA binding; metal ion binding
Source: RefSeq, a predicted model, not a curated record
GCUGGCGAGUAACUGCCCUGGGGGAGGCGGGGUCCGAGCCGGCGCUGAGGGCCUGGGGCCAUGGUGUCCGGGGUGUAACGGAGGCGCCGGGCGGAGCAGCGGGGGGCACCAUGAUCAUUGAGAACGUGGACGCCCUCAAGACCUGGCUGGCCAAGUUACUGGAGCCGAUAUGUGAUGCAGACCCUUCAGCCUUAGCUAACUACGUUGUGGCAUUAGUCAAGAAAGACAAACCAGAGAAAGAGCUGAAGGCUUUCUGUGCUGAUCAGUUAGACGUCUUUCUGCAGAAAGAAACUUCAGGUUUUGUAGAUAAACUAUUUGAAAGUCUGUACACAAAGAACUACCUUCCUUCCCUUGAACCAGCAAAACUAGAACCGAAGCCUGCAGGUCAGGAAAAAGAAGAAAUCAAAGAGGAGAUAUUUCAAGAGUCGUUUGAGGAAGAACGAGAUGGCAGGAAAAAGAAGUAUCCUAGCCCACAGAGAAACCGUUUAGAUUCUAAUGAACAAAGAACCAGAGAGAAAAAGAGAGAUGAUGGCAAAUGGAGAGACUAUGACAGAUACUAUGAUCGGAAUGAUUUAUAUAGAGACAAAUACGACUGGCGAAGAGGCAGGAGUAAAAGUCGUAGUAAAAGCAGAGGGUUAAGCCGAAGUCGUAGCCGCAGCGGGGGUAGAAGCAAAGACCGGGAUCUGAACAGAAAUAUUGCGGAACACAAAGAGAGAGCAAAAUUCAAGAGUGAAAGGAAUGACAUGGAGAGCUCAUAUAACCCAGUGUCUUUGUCAUCCAGUAAUUCUACUGAACAGUAUUCCUCUGCGCAGUCUAUUCCCAGUGCUGUUACCGUGAUUGCACCUGCUCACCAUCCCGAGAACACCACAGAGAGUUGGUCAAAUUAUUAUAACAAUCAUAGUGUUCCCAAUUCAUUUGGCAGAAACCCUCCUCCUAAAAGACGAUGUCGAGAUUAUGAUGAGCGAGGAUUUUGUGUCCUUGGCGACCUUUGCCAAUUUGAUCAUGGAAAUGACCCUUUAGUAGUAGAUGAAGUUUCAUUGCCAAGCAUGAUUCCUUUUCCACCACCACCCCCAGGACUCCCUCCUCCUCCUCCUCCUCCUGGUAUGCUAAUGCCUCCAAUGCCAGGUCCAGCUCACAAUAUGAGAAUGCCAGGCCCACAAGUACAUCCUCGGCCACCACCUCCUGUCGUGCUUCCUGUAUCAAGACCACCUUUAACACAGUCAAGUUUGAUGAAUAACCGUGACCAGCCUCGGACGAGUGCAGUGCCCAAUCUUGCACCCGUGGGAGCAAGACUACCUCCUCCUUUACCCCAGAACCUACUGUAUACAGUAUCAGAACAUACGUAUGAGCCAGAUGGUUAUAACCCUGAAGCACCUAGUAUUACCAGUGCUGGUAGAUCUCAAUACCGACAGUUCUUUACUAGAACACAGACACAGCGUCCAAAUCUGAUUGGCCUAACGUCUGGGGAGAUGGAUACAAAUCCAAGAGCGGCCAACAUUGUCAUCCAGACUGAAACUCCCAUUUCCAUUGCAAAUAACAGCAGCAAUGUAACCAGAGUGGUGCUUGAGCCAGACAACAGGAAAAGACCUCCAAGUAGUAUGGAAGGCCCAUCUGUAAAGAAACCCUGGAUGGGAAAGCAAGCCAAUAACCAGAAUAAACCAGGAUUUCUGAAAAAGAAUCAGUACACUAACACCAAGCUGGAAGUUCGAAAAAUCCCACCUGAGUUGAAUAAUAUUACACGACUCAAUGAACAUUUCAGCAAAUUUGGAACUAUUGUUAACAUUCAGGUUGCUUUCAAGAAUGAUCCUGAAGCUGCUCUAAUUCAGUAUUUAACUAACGAUGAGGCCAGAAAGGCCAUUUCCAGCACAGAGGCAGUUUUAAACAAUCGAUUUAUAAGGGUGCUGUGGCAUAGGGAAAAUGAGCAGCAGCCACCACUGCUGCAGCAACACCUGCACCAUCACCAGCAGCCACCACCACAAUCUCUGCAUCACCAGCUUCAUCUUCAACAACAAACACUGACUGCCCAACCUCCAGCUGCAACGGUACAUAGCAAUGUGUCAAAGGUGAUAACUAAACCACUGGCAUCGGGUGCCUAUGUCCUUAAUAAGGUUUCAGUUAAACGUCGCCUUGGAGCAGCAGGUGGAAACCAGACCGAUGCAGCACAUUUGUUAAACCAGUCCACUGCUACUGCAGAGGAUUCUCAGACAUUUCCUACUUCUACAAGCCAUACAAAAAUGGUGUACAAUUCCCCAAACUUAAAGACAUCUGUGAAAUCUGGCACAGGAUCUAAAUCCCAUGACGUUCAAGAGGCCCUUAAAAAGAAACAGGAGGCAAUGAAGCUACAACAAGAUAUGAGAAAAAAGAAGCAGGAGAUGUUAGAAAAACAAAUAGAAUGCCAAAAGAUGUUGAUAUCUAAGCUGGAGAAAAAUAAGGCCACGAAACCAGAGGAGAGGGCAGAAAUAAUGAAGACCUUGAAAGAACUAACAGGAAAAAUCUCUCAAUUAAAGGAUGAAUUGAAAACUUCUUCUGUAGCCUCCACACCAUCAAAACUGAAGUCCAAGACAGAGGCACAAAAGGAGCUUUUAGAUGCAGAACUGGACUUUCAUAAAAGAUUGUCUUCUGGAGAAGAUACAACAGAGUUGCGGAAAAAACUCAGUCAACUACAGGUUGAGGCUGCCCGUUUAGGUAUCUUGCCUGUAGGUCGAGGAAAGGCGAUAUCUGCUCAGGGCAGAGGAAGAGGACGAGGUCGUGGUGGGAGAGGAAGGGGCACAUUGAAUCAUAUGGUGGUGGAUCACCGCCCCAAAGCUCUAACUGUUGGUGGCUUCGUAGAAGAGGAGAAAGAUGAAUUAUUACAACAUUUCUCUAAAUUUGGAGAUAUUGAAGACCUCCAAGAAGAGGAUUCUCCUUUAAGUGUCGUUCUGACUUUUAAGUCCCGCUCAGAAGCUGAAAAUGCUGCUAACCAAGGAUCAAGAUUCAAAGACCGAAGACUUCAGAUAUCAUGGCACAAACCUAAGGUACCGUCUGUGUCCACAGAAAUUGAGGAAGAGGAGUCCAAGGAAGAGGAGACUGAAACCUCAGAUUUAUUUUUGCACGAAGAUGAUGACGAUGAUGAUGAAGAUGAAGAUGAAUCCCGUUCUUGGAGAAGAUGAAACUUGAUUUGGAAUUGUAUAGUUUUAGGAAUAUAGUUUGAACUACAACUUUUAAAAAUUUAUUUAAGAAAGUUGAUGAGCCAAAAAUUUUUAUUUUAUUUUACUUUUCAAAACACACAGUAGAUUUCAAGUGAGAACAAGUUUGUGAUAUGAACAUGUCAGAUACUUAGCUGUGAUACUAGGUCAGCCAAAGGCCCAAUGACUUUUUACAGAGUUAUAAAGAUCAUCAGUGGUGGUAGUCCUGCUAUAAAGAAGAAACUUAUCAAUAUUGUCAAGCCCUUUUUUCACACCACCUGUAUUAUCUUGUUUUUUAAUGCUUUGAUUUAUUAGAUAUAAAUGAAAAAAUAUUACAGGUUUUAUUUAGUAAUAUUAUAGGGUUGCAGGAGAGAGCUGCAGACACAUUUUCAUUAAAUGUCAAUUGCUUCAUGUUUGCUAACUCAAAAAGGGUAGCAUUUUAUUACAUGUGAAGUCAGCUAUUGUAGGAAAUGUCUGAAUUCAUUUUUUGCUUCAAGACCUGUCUUGAGAGCCACACACAACUUCAGUGUAGAAGACCCCAACUUUUCUGCAUUCUAGUGUUUUGUCUUCUGUUUCCUCUUGCAUACUUUAACAGGGUAUUAGUAUGAUAUUGCCUGGUACUAGUUCACUGUAAAUUGCUUUAAAUCCUGUUUCACUGUGAAACAUUAGCAGUGACACUGAUAUCUGUGUCCAUUCUUUCACUGUCAGUGUCAAUUCCUUCUUACAGUUUGGAUACAAGAUUCAAGCUUAAUCCAGGCUGUUGAUUUAUUGCAUUGUCAGUAUUGGUAAAUGUCAAUCCUGUUAAACUGUGUAGAGUUCUAAAACAAUCAACCGUGAGAACCCUCUUCUCCCACCUCCGCAAUGUGACCAAGUCUGUCACUUUUAUUAAUAUUCGGGCCAAACCCAUACAGUGUUCAGAGCAAGUUUUUUGGCCCAUGGAAGGUCGAUAUCCUAUUAUACUAAACCAGCACUUUAAGUGAUAUGAUUCUUAAGACUAGUGUUUAAAACUCACUUUAGGAAAACUAUUUGUAUUUAUAUCUUAAAGUGCAGUUUAGUUUAAAAGCAGGUAAGACAGACACUAUGAAAUUUUCAAUUGCCUUUGUCUUUAUACCACUUUAAAACAAAAAAGCACCAAAAAAGAAAUGAUGGUGAUUUUGGUAAAAAUGGGGCUAAGAAGUUUAGACCCUCAAGAGCCAUAGAUCUUCAUAACUCUGUUAUGUGGGUCUUGCUGUUCGUGAGCAUAAAUACAUUAUCCAGUAGGCUUUCCUUCACUCUGUAGGCAUCUGUACUGUACGCUUUGUACAGUUGGAGUUAUCUGUUAUGUAAGUAGUCAUAUAAAAUAGUCUUUGCAUUCUGAAUGUCAGUUUGAAGGAGCAGAGCAAACACUCUUACCAACUGCUGGGAUUCUAAACAGCUUGUUAUAUACAUGUACCAAAUGCAUACAUUCUUGGCUUUAGAAAUCAUAUAUUGCUUUCAGAUAUUUAGCACACCAGAGUAUUUGGCAACUGGUUCCUGAUUCAAAAUAAAUACAACAUGUACCAGAAAUUUUAAUUUAGGCUGAACAUAGCUAGUUACUUGAAGUCAUGUUCUUUCAAGUUGCCCCUUGUACUCUUCCUCUCCAUUUGAAUAUCCUUUUGCUGUGGUAACAUGUAAAAGAAGCCAAAACUUUAUCGCUUUAAGUUUCGGUGUCAGUUGGAGGGAAUAUGUCCUUCAAUAUUUUCCCCCUUCAUAUUAAGACUUCCAUUUUCUAGUUAAAUACUGCAUUCCUACUAAUGCUGAGUUUAAAUUAAAUUUAUGAAGGAAUGAUGAAAAAACAUUAAUACUUUGAACCUAGAAGAAUAAUCCUUGCUCUUCUCCCACCAUCUCUAAUAUUUUCUUAAUGUCUGUGGCUCAGUGUAUAUUUUGAAAGAUCCAUUACAGCAGAUGUUUGAGUCCUGAUGGUUUAAAAAAUGAUAGAGGGAACAAAGGAUUUAUAUAUUUUUUUUGUACAGAGUUUUUUCUUAAACUGUAUAAUUUUGUAAAUAUUUUGCUUUUUGUGUACUAAAACUACCAGCGUAUAGAUUUCAAUAAGAAUUGUUGUAUUUUUGUAUUUGGAAACUGAAGAUUACAGUGAACGAAUGAAGCUGUAAGAGAAAUUUCAGUAGCCUUUGACACAGUUAAACAGAAUGGGGUUUCCUUUUCAUAUGGUUUUAGCUCUAAAAGGACACACCUUAUCGGCACACUUCGUUGAGAGACACUUUUGCCCUUGCUCAUAUGUAUUGGCUUUUUUUAUUUGGGUGAGAUAGGCGAGAGGCAAGGGAGGAAGAUUUAUUUAAUGGGCUUUGGAGAGAUUUAUAUAACAUUUUCUUUUGGUAUACACAUUGGUAGCCUUACAUAAAUCCUCAAGUGACAUCCCAAACAUGAUUUCUAAGCAUUGAAGCACAAAAGUGAGUUGUGCCUCUGAACUUAGCUUGUGUAUUUAAAACAUGCUAUUAUGCUGCCUAUCACUUAUAUUACCAAUAAUAUAACAGUAAUUGACUUAAUUCUGGUGUUUAAGGAGUGGGAAAGCUGUUUGAAAGUGACCUUCAUUUUGCCAAAGCUAGAGGAUUUCCCUGUGUUGUAUUUUAGGGCUUAGUAGGUAAUACUAAAUUGUUUAUUUUUAAGUAGGUAACUGAGAAUGCCCAUUUUAUUUUUUUAUGGUAACAUUUUAUUUUUAUUAUGAAAUUAUAAUGUACACCUUCAGAAAGUACAGUUGACUUAAUUCCUAAUCAGUACUAUAUCUAUAUAUGAAUACCAAGCAACAUAUGUAUAGGAAAUUUAAAAUAAAAUGUUACCAAACUAAAGCCUAGUUUACAGACAAUACAACUGUAUAUGCUAAACGUUAAACCUUGGUAUGAAGAAUUAUUCUUCAUUUCUUUAUCAUCAAAUUAAGUUCUUAAGCAUAACAAAGCCCAUGAGCUGAAAAGAUUCAUUUGAAAACACUUGCCCAUUUAUGAUGAAAAUGUUUCAACAGUUUUUAACAAAAUCAUGUGAAAAGGAAUAUAAGUUCCUCUUGAUGUAUAGUAAACUUGUACUAUAGUUUUUACAAAAUUGUGAACUUGUGUAAUAGUAUAAUAGGAGAUAUUGUUGAAUUUCUAACUGUUUAUACAUUUAAAUUCAUAUAUGUAAUGUUUGUUUUAUUGAUUACAAUCUGAAUUUCUAAGAUGCAUGUUGACUUUUUGCAAUAAAGAUAUAAUAUGGAAUGGUUCAAAAUUUAAAAAAAGAAAAAGCUACAAAUAACUCUAACUUAAAAAAAUUGGAAAACUGAAGAACCAUUCCAAAAAAUUACAACCAUCACAAAAAGAGCUGUAUCACUUUUCUUCUGAAAAAUGUGUGUGUGUGUGUGUGUGUGUGUGCGUGUGUCCCUGUAUGUGCAGGCUUUUGCUUGCCUUAUAGUUAACAAAUAUUGCUGAAGCAGCUGGAGAGAAGAUAGUUUCUCUGUGGAGAGCAUUACAGUUCUGUAAGAGCCAGUAUGAAGUAAUGUGGUCAGCAAACUGUGAGUAUAUUUGUGUUUUGCAGAAAAUGACAAAGCAUUUCAUAUCUUUUUAUUUAAAGGGUAAACUAAUUAUUUUAAUGCACCUUUGCCAGUGCACUGAACAAAAUGAAUUCCAGUCCAUCGACCUUUUGAAACAAUUUGAAACAAUAAAACUGCAAUGUGCCAAUUGUAAAACCAAGUUAAGAGUGAUCUAAUGCAAAGUGAGAACCAGUGUUGGUCCCAUAUUUAUACUAAAUCUUUAGAGCUUCUCUUUCCUUUCUAAAGUUCUAUUUAAAAGUAGCAAUGAAUGGAGAAUUAUUUUAGACUAGGAGUGAGUUACACACCCUACAGCCCCUUAAAGCAAAUGCAUAUCACCUGAUGAUCUCUAAGGCGGGAUGGUAUCAGAGUAUAAAUAAGAUUAAAGUUUGUCACAACAUAGCAUGCCCCCCCCCCCAUUGAUCCAAUCUGUUAAUCAGAACUUCUACCACUGCCACUGUUUCUAGCCUUUAAUGUCCACCAAUCAGUUCCUUAAAUGCCUCUGCAUUUUCUUCCGUGUUGUCCCUUCUGCAUAUGGGGGGGGGGAAUCAUCCAGUCUCAUCCUUAUCCUUCUUCAAAUUACUCCUUAGAAUUUGCUCUAUCACGAUGCCUACAAAACCUUGCUUACUGAUCAUGGCCAGGCAGGUGACAAGCUGUGACUUUUUCUCUUCCCUUUUUUUACUUCUAGUCUCUUUUUAAAAAAAAAAAAAAAAGGCUGUGCUACAUGCAACAGUGGUGUCAUUUCUUCACCAUGCUCAUUCACUGGUGUGUUGUAUCCCUAUUACCCAACCCUUCAUCUGUCUGUCAUUAGAUUGUAAGUACUUCAAGGCGGGAAUUGGCUUUUCUGUAUUUUACAGUGUUCUCCACAAUGGGUCCCAACCCCAAUUGGGGGCCUUAGGCAGUACCAUAAUGGAAAUAAAAAAAGGUUUUCAUUUUUGGAGCUUGUUUCCUUUGCCUAAAAUAUAAAGUCUUGGUGCAAUAUCUGCCUUACGAGAUAAGGGCUUUUGAAGGAAAGAGACCUUGAAAUGGGGAUGUUUAGGGUGUGAGAUUUGGAAUAGAGAAUAAAUAGUUGCCCCAAAAACCACUAAUUGAACAUGUUUUCUAAGCAAGAAAAGGUAAUAGAAAUCAUCCUGUGUGUAUUUCAGGACUCUUAUUUUUUUCUCUCAUGUUUUUGCAGAUCUUUUGUAUGGGAAUAUAGCUGUCUUGCACCUGAAUUUUAUAAAUGCCCUUUUACUGGUAUGUGGCAGUUACACUUAUGGUAGAGAAGAAAGUAUUCUUUAAAACCAUUUAUGGUCAAAACAAGACUUAUUAAGGAAUCUAUUAACAGAACAAAUUGAAGGAUCUGCCAUUGACGCACAUUUCUGCAGUCCAUUGAAGGUUAACCAACCAGUCCAGGUUUUGGAGUUAGGCUACUUGAUAUAGGUAGGACUGUGGUUGUGAGGCAGCACCCUUUGCUAGAUGUGGAUCCCGCCAGGAUGAUCUGUGCUUUCUUCAGUCAACUUCAGGCUGGGCAUGCACACUUUCUAGAAAGAGAGGUGAGGGUCACGGAAGCUUCGCUUGGGUGUCGUGGCAGCCUGUAGUCUAAAGCAAUACAGAUGAGCACAUCAAACUAAUUCUUCUGUUCUACGCUGUUUCCCUGUCAUAUUGGAUCCACUUCAACUUUGACAUUUCAUCUAGACCUUGGACUGCAGGCAUGACUGUUGGUCUGCCUCUCUUCCAGAGACUUGCCUCAACAGCUUCAGUCAGUAGCAAUGCUCAAGCUAACAGCCAGCAGUGCAACUUUGGGGGCACACCUCUAUCGCCAAAGGCCAUAUCCAUUAAACCUUCUUCCUCAGGACAUCAGGAUGAGCCAGACUUGCAAGACAGGUGUUUUCACAGAUAUUCCCCCAACCACCACCAAAUGAACUCUUCCCACGGGGUAGCAACCCUGCAGAAGCAGCUAAAUCAGUGGUGGAAUGGGAGUAGGAUCUUUUCAGAUUGUUUAAAUUGUGCGUAUGGUGAUUAAAACCAUGGAGUUGCCUGUAUUAAAUGUAUAAGUUAGGUAGCUGUGGAGGAAAAACUUGUGGUUAUGUGAUUUUGUUUUAAGAGCUGAUUGGAGAAAGACGUGACAGGAUUAGAGUGUUAUAAACCAUUUUAAUGAAGUUAGAUUCAUAGGGCAUACAGCAGGUGAGAAGGUAAAAAAUGAACAUUGCUUAUUCCAUGGUGGUCGUGAUCACAUCUAGGGUGUAUGUUUGUGUGCAAAAUACAUUAAAUACAUAUUAUACAUGGGGGAAUGUUUUUUGCAGAACAUUGUCUUCAGAUAAUCUGUCAUAGAGUUCAUAUAGCACAAAUCCUGUUACAAUAAAGGGAUGAAAUUGUUACAUUUUUUUAAAGAGGUAAAAUGAAAACAUUUGAUUUUUAUUAGAUAUUUGAAUUAAGUCCUACUUGCUUUUGGGACAUGGUCUUCCAGGAGGAGAUGGUUAAUGUCAAAGUUGUUACAGAGAAAACAUUUUAAAAAGUUUGAUAUGUAAAGAACAUUUGAAAACUGGACUUUAAUGAUUGACAUUAUUUUCUUAGUCCUGUUUUACCACCAAGGAGUCAAACAUUCCAUCAAGAUUUAUCUAAAGUCCUUUAAGUUUUCUCAACACUAUCCUUCAUCCUAUACUCCUGCCUUCCAGGUACCCCUUUUCUUUACCAUUUCUCAGUUUUUGUGGCUUCUGGAGAAAGGUGGGUUUUUUUUAAGGUAGCUUUUAGAUUUUGAACUUUAUUUAAAAAACAAAAAAAGUGUUACACACUUUAUUUACAUUGUAUAUAUGUCUAACCAGUAGUUGAUGGAAAUAAUUGCAGAUAUGUCUUCAUUCUAAGUAUCUGACUAUAUUGAAAGUGAGUAAUAGGAACACUGUCAAAAUGGAAUGACCCUAACACAAUUUGUGGUGGGCUCUAUUCAUUGCAAGCUUUAUUUAUUGUAUACAAGAUUGAAACGCCACAGAUGAAGCAGUACAUUGAAUACUCAUGAUCUGUUAGAAUUUCCCCCAAAUAGGUUAUUUUAGCUGUGCACUGUAAACUGGUUGGUUGCUAAUUGAUAGAAAACAUGCUAUGGAAGUUGCACAUAUGAGGAUGAGAGGAAAAAUGUGUUGUAGACCCUAGGGAGAAUUACUGCCAGUGAAAGUGUCAGGAAGAGCAAUGGAUCCAAAUGAACGGGACCAGUUCUGGCAUUAGUUUUUUAACUAGUGCAUUUUUUUAAAACCAGGUAUUGUAUUUAUGAUCAUUCAGUGUGUUUAAAAGACAGAUCCCCUCUUCUUUUCAAUAUUUGUCUUGCCUUGUUUAUGUAAAAUUAUGACACAAUUGGGUCUAUUGUACUUGAUAACCUUUUUUGGUAAUUAUAAUUUGGUAUUCUGUGCAUCUCACACUGAUAACCUUAAAGCGCUUCUACUCCAUGUGAUUUAUUUAAAUGUUAAUAAAUUAUACAUUUCUGGCA